Messenger RNA from Nilaparvata lugens (brown planthopper), 1707 nucleotides. RefSeq names its product pollen-specific leucine-rich repeat extensin-like protein 1. The record is from RefSeq and is a predicted model, not a curated record. NCBI's taxonomy places the organism in Eukaryota, Metazoa, Arthropoda, Insecta, Hemiptera, Delphacidae. The transcript has 3 exons. Bases 69 to 1445 code for a protein of 458 amino acids.
AGUAAUUAAUUAACACUGUUUCUGUACCUUUGUGAGCUCAUAGUGAACCGAAGUUGGGGAGUUUCAACAUGUCGGUGUCUCUUGGUUUCAUUUUGUUCCUUUCUUGUUUGUUCUGUGCCAAUGGAUAUCCUGUUCAAAGUAGGCCUUCACUGCUGCUCACCUAUUUGCCGGACAACUGGACAGUGAUGGGCCAAUCGCGGCGGGUGCAUCCCUUCGGCCUCCCUGACCCCACCCAGACACUCAUCUGCCGCGUCAUGCUCCCCGUCCUGGACCUGUCCACCAUGAUUGCUGGCGGGGGGGCUGGCGGGAGCUCCCUGCCCCUCUACAUUCUACCCGGCGAGCCGCAGUUCGUACUCAGGCGACGGGUAAGCUACCAGCCAGACAUGGACAUUGAGCCGUGGGAAGUGUUGGCCUACACACCAAACUCCAACUCCCAGGAGCCAGACAUCACUUCUCUGCUCGCUGCACCAGCUCCCGUCCUCUGCGUGUCCCCGGAUCGUCCUCGUCCACAUCCUGUCCUCCUCGCCCCUGUGCCUCCCAUGUCACCAGCUGAACUGCGACCUCCUCCUCAUCAACCCCUUUACCGACCUCCCUCAGAAGGUUCCCUCUACUCCAUUCAGGCAGCCCCUCCCCCAACUCCUCACCAACAUGGGCUCCCCAUUGAACCAUCAAUCAAUCCUGCCAUCCUCGAGUCUCUCAUAUACAGUGCCCAAAACAAACCUGUAUUUGUUUCACCCGAUAGAGUAGAGCAGUCUCCCAAUGGUCCCCCUCCUUACUACAAACCGCAUCAUGAUUCAACCAAAUCUGAGUUGAAUCCUCAAGAAAGCCUGCACUCAGAAUCUUCUGCUACUGAUGUCGACUACCCUCAACAAAUUCCACCAGCAUCGUUUCUCACAGCAACUGGAACGUUCUCAGAAAUCAUUAACAAUCAUCCUGAAAAAGUUUCGGAGUCUUCAAUUGGUCUUAAUCAACCUCAACUGAACCCAACAUCAUCUCUUGGAGGUUUUUCAGAGAAAAUCGAUCACCCUGAGAGGGUAUCAGAAGCUUUAACUGGUCUUGAUCAUCCCCAACAGAACCCAAUCUCAUCUCUUUCAGCAACUGGAGUUUCUUCAGAGAAAGAUGACCAUUCUGAGAAGGUUUUAGAAGCUUCAACUGGUCUUGAUCAAUCUCAACAAAUGCAGCUCUCAAAAAUCUCAGAAACUGAAACUUCAUUAGGAAGCGGAGAUCAUCCUGAAGAUACUCCAAUAUCUUCUAAAAGUUUGUUGGGUGCCAAGGACGGUCCCGAACUGAAAAUAGUACCAGGAUAUCUCACUCAGUCUGAGAUAGAUGCCAUCAAGAAGGAGGAUGCUCUGAAUAAUUCAAAGCCUUCUCAAUCGUUGUCUAGUGAGAAUGAACAUCUUGAGGUCGAUUCAGAAUCAGCUGAGACUACUGAAGAAGAGAACUGAGACAAGUGAUGUUAUUCUUUCUGCAAAAUCACGAAACUGAAAUUCGAUAGAAGUCUCAUAAUUUUGCUAAGAUACAGAGUUCAUGAGUAAAGAUCUCAAAUCCAAUACGAAAUUAUUUCUAUGAGUCAAUAAAAAUUGAAUAGCUUGACAAGAUGUAAUCUAGUAAUAUUCAUCAGCGAUGAUUCUCAUAACUAGUAUUAAGUAUCCUAAUUAUUCCAAGGGAUUUUCAUGCAUAGAAUGACAUUGGAAGAAAACUAUUGAU